UCGCCACCCAUCCCCCAAAGAUUAGGAUUAUUUGGCUGCACUAGAGUCCUUUAUAAAGUAGAAAAACUGGAAAACAUGCAAUAUGCAAUAUGCAAUAGGCUAAUACCGGGAAAGAUGGAUCAUCUCCGUUUUCGCUCAAUUUGCUCUUUGUGGCGAUCCUCUACUCUUCCUCUCCUCAAACCUCCACUUCCUUCUUUGCCUACUCUUCCUGAUCCUUUUUACCCGAAAACAAGAAAGAAGCCUUACUUCGUCGAAAAAACUGUCUACCUUCUCCAGAUUCAGGAGGAUUUAUGGAACUUGCCGCUAAUGAAGGGAUUUAAACGAAGCUUCCUCAUCGAGGUUAGUAAACCAUUAUCCGGGGACAAACUUCGCCUUGAGAGUCUUCUUUCCCAUGCUCCAUUGGAAAACAGAGCAAAAUCAUCUCAGUCCAGAGGCAGUGUACUGAAUUUGUGGAAUCUUCGAGUUAUUGAAUUGUGUAAGGUGUUUUAUACGCCUAAAAGAGAGAGCGGGAUAUCUGCGUUGCAGAUCAGUAGGGCUGGCAGAGAAUUGGCGGCAAUGGCUAUUGAUGAUGAUAUGCAACUCUAUCAUUAUAAAUCAGGAGAAAAAAAGUGGACCAAAAACGACUUAUGCUGUGAUUGGCAUGAUAUUAUCAACUACCAGGGACAGUUUUGUGCCGUUGACAUUGAAGGAAGGACACUACUUUUUGACUCAUCAUCGUUUGCAGAGACAGAAAUUUCACCUCCGAUGGUUGAUAAUCCGAGCAAGUUCGUUAGCUGGAAAGUGCUAGUAGAAUCAUGUGGGGAGCUGUUUCUGGUUGAGCUCUACGAGAAGAAGACUAAAGUUUACAGGUUAAACAUGGAAGAAAGUGCUUGGAUUCAAGUGGAAAAUUUGGGCGAUCGGAUAUUUUUCAUUGGUAAAAAUUGCUCCUUCUCUCUUUCUGCUCAAGAAUUUCCAGGAUGUAAAGGUAAUUGUGUUUACUUCAAUAGAGGUGAAGGAAAAGAAUAUGAUGAGCGCUUGAGAUUUUGGGGACCCAAGACUGAAGUUUAUGACCUCGAGACCAGAAGAUUUGGGGGAAUAACGUCCUUUCCCGAGCAUCUUGAGAUAUUCUGGCCUCCACCUAAAUGGCUUGAGCACCCUAGUCUCCUCAGUUUAGGACAAUAAUUUGAAGCCACAAGCCUUGGUCUAUUGGUAAGAGUUCAACACGUGAGGGGUGGAUCAAACGCAUGUCACAUGUUCAAAACUUGUGCUCUACACAAAGCCUGGUAUUUAAGUAGAGGACAGAAGGGCAUACCCUCUGUCUUCCUAGCUAUGUUAGUGUUUUUCAGUUAGAUCUAUGCUUCUAUAUGUUCAAUGCCUUGAUAUUUUCCUGAAAGUUAAUAUUCUCUCAGAGUUUAAACUAAUUUGUUUGUACCUUUUCAUUGAUUAUGUCUAAACCCAUUAUUAAAUUUAAGUAAAUUAUGAGACUCCACAUAUAUUGCCUUAAAAUCCUGGAUUUUGCCUUUCACUGGCAACAACUAUGGUCUUGCUAUUCACUUUAUGUUGCUUUGUCAUAGAUGAGAUGCACAAAAGAGCAAACAUGUUAACCCAAAAGAGAAGUUAAAAAAAAAAAACGUUAAGAACCAAACUUGAGGUUACAAGAACUCACUAAAGGACCCUUGGGAACAACGCCUAUUACUUACACAACGUCUAAAAGGAACAUGGUAAAUCACAAAGCUCUGCUUGGCUUUGUAGGUCUAGUAACAUAUAUAAUGGGUGGAAGCUGCGAUAUUCAGCACUUUACACUAAGCAA
Molecule: messenger RNA, 1789 nt
Organism: Lycium ferocissimum
Lineage: Eukaryota; Viridiplantae; Streptophyta; Magnoliopsida; Solanales; Solanaceae
Product: F-box protein SKIP23-like
Exons: 1
Coding region: 76-1161 (361 amino acids)
Molecular function (GO): protein binding
Source: RefSeq, a predicted model, not a curated record